GUUAAAACAGAUAAGAAAGGUAGAAAAGCAGAUUUGAUUUUGAUGAACGCCAUAAUAUGAAAACGAAAUCCUUGUAAUUGCAACAGAUUUGAGAUAUGUCUGGUUUAAGAAGGCCGUGGUCCGAUAAUUCUCCUCUAUUGUCCUCACGUAAAGAAAAACAACAUACCUCCCCUGUCUCCUGCUCCUCCCCCUCCUCUCCUUCCUCAGUCGAAAUGUCAACCGCCGCCGCAACCACCACUCCUCGCCGCUCCAUCUUCCUUGGCGUCGACGUCGGCACCGGGAGCGCCCGCGCUGGCCUGUUUGAUGAGAGUGGAAAACUUCUGGGGUCUGCUAGUAGUCCUAUACAAAUAUGGAAAGAAGGUGACUGUGUUGAGCAAUCUUCGACAGAUAUUUGGCAUGCCAUAUGUGCCGCUGUGAAAUCUGCGUGCUCCCUUGCAAAUGUUUCAGGGAAUGAAGUGACAGGGAUGGGAUUCGCGGCUACUUGUUCUCUUGUUGCGGUCGAUGCUGAUGGAAGCCCUGUUACAGUUUCCUGGAGUGGUGAUUCAAGACGGAAUGUUAUAGUAUGGAUGGAUCACAGAGCUGUUAAACAAGCUGAAAAGAUCAAUUCUUCUAACUCACCAGUAUUGCAAUAUUGUGGUGGAGCUCUUUCUCCUGAAAUGGAGCCACCAAAGCUUUUAUGGGUGAAAGAAAAUUUGCCAGAAUCUUGGUCGAUGGUGUUUAGAUGGAUGGACUUGAGUGAUUGGUUGUCAUACAGAGCAACUGGAGAUGAUACUCGGAGUCUGUGCACAACAGUAUGCAAAUGGACUUAUCUUGGUCAUGCACACAUGCAGCAGUUGAAUGGGAAAGAUUCCCGCAACAUGGAAACUUGUGGAUGGGAUGAUGAUUUUUGGGAAGAGAUUGGCUUAGGUGAUCUUGUUGAUGGGCAUCAUGCUAAAAUUGGACGAAGUGUAGCUUUCCCUGGUCAUCCUUUGGGUUCUGGUUUAACUCCUACAGCUGCACAGGAACUGGGUCUUGUGGCAGGAACACCUGUGGGGACUUCACUGAUAGAUGCUCAUGCUGGUGGUGUGGGGAUAAUGGAAAGUGUCCCCGAGUUAGGUUCUGAAGCUAAAGAGAAUGAUAAUGAAGCUAUAUGUCAUCGUAUGGCAUUAAUCUGCGGUACUUCUACCUGUCAUAUGGCCGUGUCCCGAAACAAGCUAUUUAUUCCUGGGGUCUGGGGACCGUUUUGGUCAGCGAUGAUACCUGAGUACUGGCUUACAGAAGGUGGACAGAGUGCUACUGGUGCAUUAUUAGAUUAUAUAAUUGAAAAUCAUGCUGCUUCUCCCAGACUUGCAAAUCGUGCUGCUUCUUUAAAAAUAUCCAUGUUUGAACUACUGAGCAAUACAAUCAAGACAAUGAUAGAUGAACUGAAGUCUCCAUUCCUUGCUGCUUUGACUGAACAUAUACAUGUCCUUCCUGAUUUUCAUGGAAAUAGGUCUCCCAUUGCAGAUCCAAAAUCCAAAGGAAUUGUUUUUGGCCUGACUCUAGAAACGAGUGAGAGACAGUUGGCUCUUUUAUACCUUGCUACCGUACAGGGUAUUGCAUAUGGUACACGUCACAUUGUGGAGCACUGCAAUGCUCAUGGUCAUAAAAUCGAUACAUUACUUGCAUGUGGUGGCCUCUCAAAGAACUCCCUCUACAUCCAAGAACAUGCAGAUAUCCUUGGUUGCCCUAUUGUACUUCCACGAGAAAGUGAAUCUGUGCUCUUGGGUGCUGCUAUUCUUGGUGCCGUUGCUUCAAAGAAAUACUCAAGUCUUACUGAGGCCAUGAAGGCGCUGAAUGCAGCUGGUCAGGUCAUUCAUCCAUCAAAAAACCCAAAGGUGAAGAAGUAUCAUGAUGCCAAAUAUCGUAUUUUCCAUGAUCUCUAUGAGCAGCAGCUCUCUCAGCGUUCUAUCAUGGCUCAAGCCUUGGAGUAGAAUGUGCCACUUUUGAAGACUCGUGAAUGCUUGAGCAUUCUUUGGUGAAAGUCUUGGCCUGGUAAUCACUAGUGGAUGCACUUGAAUUUUGAUAGUCACUUCAAAAAUAUAGUUGAUUUUUUUUUUAAAAAAUAAUAUUCUGGGAGUUUAAUUUUACAUGGGAUGGUCAAGUUUAUCAUGUAUAUAAAUUAGUUCAAACAGUUUCACCAA
Populus trichocarpa (black cottonwood) is the source of this 2162-nucleotide messenger RNA. RefSeq lists its product as uncharacterized. The transcript is spliced from 15 exons. Gene Ontology annotation, biological process: carbohydrate metabolic process. Gene Ontology annotation, molecular function: phosphotransferase activity, alcohol group as acceptor; kinase activity. The record is from RefSeq and is a predicted model, not a curated record. Lineage: Eukaryota; Viridiplantae; Streptophyta; Magnoliopsida; Malpighiales; Salicaceae. Bases 96 to 1952 code for a protein of 618 amino acids.